GAGCAAUCUCUUUUUUCCCGUGGUUUUCGGCGACCGUGUGUUGUGCGUCAAGAAACUCGCGCCUGCCGUGAUCGUAGUUAGCCGAGGGCCACGUGUUGAUUACCGGCGGAAACAAUGUCUUUUCUCGGCGCCGACUACACGAAACCGCCGCUGGGUAUGCCGCACGCCGAAGCAAUGCGUCACCAAGUGGCACAGAUGUUGAAAGGCAUUGACAGGUAUAACCCCGAGAACCUGGUCAGGCUUGAGCAGUACGUGCGAGUCCAGGCUAGCGAAAACGUCUACGAUCUCGAGGCCAACUUGGCAGUGCUGAAGCUGUACCAGUUCAACCCCGUAAACUUCAACAACGAUGUGGCCGUCGCGAUCCUACUUAAGGCUCUUACCAACUUGCCUCACACAGACUUCGUGCUCUGCAAGUGUCUGAUCGACCAAGAAAAGCUUGCAAACGAGGACAUUCAGCUGGCGCUGCACCUGCACUACCUACUGGAAAUGUGUGACUUCCAAAGAUUUUGGGGAGCAGUAAAGGGCAAGCCACUGCUGCAGACCAUCAAUGGAUUCAACGACUCUGUCAGGAAGUUCGUCUGCUAUGUGGUGAACAUGACCUACCAGCACAUCGACAAGUCCCUGCUGUCGGACUUCCUCGACGUUACCGGUCCAGAGCUGCAGAUGUGGAUCCAGCGCAAUGGCUGGCAGGACCUGGCUAAUGGCUCAGUUUUCGUGGCCAACCAGGAGGAAAUUGUCAAGACCAAGAACAUCACUGAGAAGAUCGACUUUGAGAGUGUCGAAGCCAUCAUGGCUAGUUGUCGCUAGGGUGACCACGAAAGCCUCCAUUAGGUGGGUGGUUGCAUUGGCAACUGCUGUGCGGUGCAGCACAAGAUGACUGCAAGCCGGGCAAUCGGUCCCAUCCACAUUGAAGUAACGUGGAUACACUUGGGAACUGUUUUCUGUGCUUCUGUAAAUUGACGAUUUCUGAGGUGCA
Messenger RNA from Rhipicephalus microplus (southern cattle tick), 976 nucleotides. RefSeq names its product eukaryotic translation initiation factor 3 subunit k (gene eIF3k). Lineage: Eukaryota; Metazoa; Arthropoda; Arachnida; Ixodida; Ixodidae. Gene Ontology annotation, cellular component: eukaryotic translation initiation factor 3 complex; cytoplasm. Gene Ontology annotation, molecular function: ribosome binding; translation initiation factor activity. The record is from RefSeq and is a predicted model, not a curated record. Gene Ontology annotation, biological process: regulation of translational initiation.